ACCACACGUAACAAAAAUCUUCCACCAAAACGACAAGCAAAAACUCGUCUUUCUCUUAUCGAAUAGUGAAACACUGAAACCCACGCCACUCGGAGGUACUGAACUCCACUCCACCGCACUCCCCAGUUUCAUGGCUGCGCCUCCACUUCUGCGAGGCCUGCCCUUCCUCCGCCUCCGCGUCUUCCUUCACCAUCACCACCGCCUUCUCACACCCGUCUUCUGCACUCCUCUCCGCCCUCGUUUAUGCUCGUCCUCUCCUUCUGAGUCGACUCGGUCAGAGGACGAUGUGUACUCGUCGGCGAGUGAACUUUUUACGGUAAAAGAUCCUCCCAAGUUUUUCGACGGAAUUGAUGAGAUUAAUUUCCGUAAAUGGAAAGAUAAAGAAGAUGAGAUUUUACAGGAUAUUGAGCCUAUUACUUUUCUCGCCAAAGACAUUAUCCACUCUGAUAGGUACAUGGAUGGGGAACGCCUGUCGCCUGAUGAUGAGAAAGUUGUUAUAGAGAGGUUGCUUGCCUAUCAUCCUCGUUCUGAAGAUAAAAUUGGAUGCGGACUGGAUUCAGUUAUGGUUGACCGGCAUCCCCAAUUUAGACAUUCAAGGUGUCUGUUUGUUGUAAGAACGGAUGGUGGAUGGAUCGACUUCUCCUACCAGAAAUGUUUACGGGAGUAUAUUCGAAAUAAGUAUCCCUAUCAUGCUGAAAGAUUCAUCCGAGAACAUUUUAAACGCAGUAGUGGUUAAAAAAAGAAAACAUCAUGGCGGUAACAGUUUUUGAUGUCCGAACCUGAUGGCUAUGAUAUGACAAAAAAAAAAGGCUAGGAACCAAAUGCUAUUCAUUGGACAGUCGGCAUCCUUGUAUUGCUAAACUGGUUUUAGCCAUUAUGUAGUAGAUACUUCUUUACUAUCAUUAGCUGUUGAUGUUAUAGUUGACAUAGAAAAUGAUCUACUUGGUAUAUUGUAAUGGGGUUCUGCACAGUUAUGGACGCUGAAAGUCCUCAGACUUCAUGAAGUUAUGUGAACCCAGAUGUAGGAAGGAUGUGAAUUUAUUAAUGUAUUGAACACAACGAUCAUUUUCCCUGAUGCAGUUAAUGUACAUAUUAGGAAUAUGGUUUCGGAGGUUAUCUUUUUGGUCCAUGAUAAUGAUAAAAUGCCAACAUUUUUGCCCA
Messenger RNA from Spinacia oleracea (spinach), 1161 nucleotides. Its product is annotated as protein DCL homolog, chloroplastic. Gene Ontology annotation, cellular component: chloroplast. Gene Ontology annotation, biological process: chloroplast rRNA processing; chloroplast organization. Bases 131 to 736 code for a protein of 201 amino acids. Lineage: Eukaryota; Viridiplantae; Streptophyta; Magnoliopsida; Caryophyllales; Amaranthaceae. The transcript is spliced from 3 exons. The record is from RefSeq and is a predicted model, not a curated record.